AUGAGUUUUACAAAAGAAAAUAUUGGAUUCAUAUGUAUGAAAAAAAUUAGAAAAAAUUAGUGGCAUCAAACUAUGGAGAUAAAAACUCUUAUAAAGUUGAUUAUGAGGAAAAGAUUUAAGUUACAUUGUUUAAUAUCGAAAAUUUAGAAAAACCAAACUAUUAAGAAAUUGAAAUAAAAUUUUUUUGAUAAAAUAGAAGAAAAUUCAAUUCCCAUUUUAUUGUAAUUUUCUGAAGAAAAUGUUCAUUUCAAGAUCAGACUUUUGGAGAUAUUAGAACAAAACUCUGUGCUUCUAGAUUAAUCAUUAGAUUAAGGUGCAAUUCAAAAUGAAGAUUGUAUUUAAAUAGUUAUUUAUGUAUUAAAAGAUUUUAAUCUUACAAGUUAUGAUUUUUCUGAUGAGUAUAUAAAUUAACACAAUAAGUAAUAAAUAGAGAAUAGAGAAAAUUAGGAAAAUCUAUAAAUAUUGAUCGUCUUCUAUAUGAUUUAUAAAGAUAUUCAAUCAACCUUGCCAAAAAAAUGAGCUAGCAAAAACUGGCUUAAGUGUAAUAUUAAUAAUAAGGAUUAUUAUAUUAAGAAGAAAAAGAUGAAAAAUGGCGAAAACGAUUAUUUUUAAUGAUGAUGACUUUUAAUGCAGAGCUUAUAAAAAGAUAUAAGAAUUUGUUCGCUUGUUACUUUCAAUUUACCCAUAAAUCAAUAUAAGAGUUCUUAAUUGCAGCUGAUUUAUAUGAAUUGCUAGUUCAAUCAAAAGAUGUUGAUAUAUAGAUAUUAAUAGAAAUAUUGUCAAAAGAUGUGAAUCAAAAUUAGGAUUGCUUAGAGUUUCUAAAAUAUAUCAAUUAAAGUUAUUCCUAGAAUUAUAAUUCAAUUGGAAUCAUAUCACUUUCAGAAAAACAGAAAUAAUUUGAUGCUUUUGAAUAGACUAUUAAUUCAAUUACUCAUUUAAUCAAAACCAUAAAAGAGCAUGAUAUUAAUUCUGUUUAUUAUUCCACUAAAAUCUACAUUGAAACUAAAUAAUAUCUCAUUUAAAAAUAUUACAAGAGGAUAAACUAAUUGAAUUUUUGA
Paramecium pentaurelia is the source of this 1058-nucleotide messenger RNA. The record is from the annotation of a GenBank genome assembly. NCBI's taxonomy places the organism in Eukaryota, Ciliophora, Oligohymenophorea, Peniculida, Parameciidae.